Molecule: messenger RNA, 2315 nt
Organism: Daldinia vernicosa
Lineage: Eukaryota; Fungi; Ascomycota; Sordariomycetes; Xylariales; Hypoxylaceae
Product: glycoside hydrolase family 125 protein
Exons: 5
Coding region: 554-2215 (553 amino acids)
Biological process (GO): carbohydrate metabolic process
Source: RefSeq, a predicted model, not a curated record
CGUUUUAAAGGCUAACAGUCAAAAUAUUAGAGUCCGUGCUCUAACACAUCAUUCUUUUCGCGUUGGGCCUGAAAAUUCUGAAUACGCCCAUGUUUACAUUUACAUACCUAAUUAUUUAGGGUCAUUUUACCCCAACUAUUCAUGAGCCUCAAGAGCGGGGGAGAUGUCGAUCAGCAAAGCUUCAUUAGGAAGCUCGCAAAGGGCAAAGGAAGAUUCGGCUGUCGGAAAGGGGAAAGGCAAGAAGUCAACCAGUUCCCUGUUUGCAAUUCUACCAAUAAAAUGGAGUGCCUAGGUCGGGAAACAAAAAACCAUUCGACAAACAGUUAAAUGAUCACGAGUUACCGCCCCUGCGGUGUUGCCAUUGAGAAUGCAAGCAGGCUUUCCCCGCAUUCUCCUCGACCUAUCUCGGCUUUCCCUAGGGCGUCUGCAAGGGUGAUAAACAUGACCACUCAGGAAUUCUUUGCAAACAAGACAGCAAGGUUAGCCUGCAGGCCUGGCGCCGAUCUGCGGUCUAGAAACCCCAGCCGGGGAAAACAAAGAACAGGUCAAGUUGAUGAAUUCAAAUAUCACUGGACGCCUCGCCCUUUUCCCUUGGGGUAACCCCAGACUCACGUCUGUAGGUAUUCCUUAUACAUCACUCGUUCUUGGAGAUCUCUCCAAGAUUCUAGAGUUAGGUGCAAUGCGUCUUCUACUCUUGCUAUCCACUUUCUUGUUCGGAGGGGUUUCUACAGUCUCAGCACAAUGCCCUGAUUACUCGGAUUACUCUAUGGCCACCCACGAGCCCUUCUCAGCGGGGAAGUAUCAGCUUUCAUAUCAGAGGCCAAUAGCUGCGUGUCGGACGGCCAACGUUUCGGAUGUUGAGAAGAUCAUCCAAGAUAUGAAAACAGUGGUGAAGGACCCGGAUCUCUUCCGAUUAUUUGAAAAUACUUUUCCGAACACACUGGACACCACGGUGAAAUGGAAAGGCUAUGCCGAAGAUGAUUCGACAGAAGAGCUCACCUUUGUCACGACUGGGGAUAUUGUGGCUAUGUGGCUUCGCGAUUCAGCGAAUCAAUUGCGUAGUUAUAAGUCACUGCUUAAGGCGGAUGAUUCUCCCAAUUCGAUAGCAUCCCUCUACCGCGGUGCGAUUAACUUGCAGGCGAGAUACGUCAUUCGAAAUCCAUAUUGUAAUGCGUUUCAAGCACCGACCGAGUCGGGUUUACCACCAGAGAGCAAUGGUUAUGCGGAUACCGACAAGGUGACGCCCCCUUACAACACCAGCUUUGUUUUCGAAUGCAAGUACGAACUUGAUUCGAUUUCGGCCUUCCUGCAAUUAUCAUACGAUUAUUACAAUAAAACCGAGGAUUCCGAUUUCUUUGGCAAGUUCCGAUGGGUUGAAGCUGUCGAGACAAUUCUCAAUGUGACAGAAGGUCUCCUAGUUGGAACGUACAGUGAUGACGGAUCUGUUAACGAGUCACCCUAUACAUUUCAACGGCAAAGCACCAGCGCAACGGAGACUCUUGCGAAUACCGGAGCCGGAAACCCCGUGAGGAGCGGCACCGGAUUGGUUCGUAGUGCAUUCCGUCCUUCGGACGAUUCAACCAUCUACCAACUAUUCAUUCCGGCGAACAUGCAAUUCUCGAGUUAUCUUGGAAAAUCCGCCAAGAUUAUGGAGGCGCACGACGCCGAACUCGCAAAACGCAUGAGCGAUUUCGCAUCUAGCGUGCGAGAAGGGAUUGAAACACAUGGUAAGGUGCAGCACGAGGUUUUGGGAGAGAUAUACGCAUAUGAGGUCGACGGAUUUGGGUCGAGAAACUUGAUGGACGAUGCCAACGUCCCAAGCUUACUGAGCGCACCGAUUCUAGAUUAUCUAGAUGCAUCGGACGAGACGUAUCAGAGAACCCGUAAAUUCGCGCUUUCGACGUGGAACCCGUAUUAUAUGCACGGGCCCGUGCUGAAUGGUACCGGAGGUCCUCACGUGGGGCCUGGAAAAGCCUGGCCAAUGUCGAUCAUCACGUCACUCUUGACUUCCGACGACGACGACGAGAUCCUUACGGGGCUGCAGGAGCUGGCGUCAUCUACCGACGGGUUGGGGUUGAUUCACGAAUCUGUAGAUACGUUCAAUGCGUCAGUAUGGACACGGGAGUGGUUUUCCUGGGCUAACGGCUUAUUUGGAGAGAUGCUGUUGGGACUGAAAGACAGGAAGCCUCAUUUACUCGAGACGAGCUUCCAGUAGGUUUCAAGCGUUUAAUAUGCGAGUUGUCGUACAUGCCUAGCUGGGGGAGUUAUUCGGGGUUGUAAAUAGGAACAAUAGAAACAAGUAUCGUGGAAAUAAA